AUGGCAGCUAGCAAGGCGACGAUGAGACUGGCGGCUGCUCGACGAUGUGCGCAGUUUGCAUCACAGCCUCCGAGAUGUGCACGAUCAUUUGCGACCAGCGUACUACGAGCGAAGGAGACGGCUUCUCAGGAUGUUCGACCCAACCUACGACACGCUCAAAGACCGCCCGCUGGAAAGCUCACCGCUCCCAUUGUCAACCCUGCUGACAGGUAUGCCGAGAAAGCUGCGGACCUGCAUCGAUAUGGGCAGUACGUGAUGGCUUGCCUACCGAAGUACAUCCAGCAAUUUUCGGUAUGGAAGGAUGAGUUAUGCAUAUACAUAGCUCCGUCCGGUGUUCUUCCCGUCUUCAAUUUCCUCAAAUAUCACACAGCCGCCGAGUUCACCAUGGUGGCAGACAUUACUGCCGUAGACUAUCCAACGAAAGAUAAACGAUUUGAGGUGGUCUACAACAUGCUCAGUGUCCGACAUAAUUCAAGGAUACGAGUCAAGACGUAUGCUGAUGAAGCGCAACCGGUGCCGAGCAUCACCGGGUUGUAUGAUGGAGCCAAUUGGUACGAGCGGGAAGUGUAUGAUCUGUUUGGUGUCUUCUUCACCGGACACCCGGAUCUUCGAAGGAUCAUGACGGACUAUGGAUUUGAUGGCCAUCCAUUAAGAAAGGAUUUUCCUCUCACAGGUUACACAGAGAUCAGAUAUGACGAGGAGAAGAAGAGAAUUGUAGUGGAACCACUGGAGUUGACGCAGGCAUUCCGGAACUUUGAAGGAGGUACUUCAGCAUGGGAACAGGUCGGACCAGGGACCGACAGAAAGCCUGAUCAGGUAGAUGCUGCUAUCAGCUCCUCUAAUGUCAAGUUUACCCCAGCUAACGUUCGACAGUUCAAGCUUCCCACUCCGAAGCCAGAGGAAAAGAAAGAGGAGCAAAAGAAAUAG
Molecule: messenger RNA, 927 nt
Organism: Endocarpon pusillum Z07020
Lineage: Eukaryota; Fungi; Ascomycota; Eurotiomycetes; Verrucariales; Verrucariaceae
Exons: 2
Coding region: 1-927 (308 amino acids)
Molecular function (GO): NADH dehydrogenase (ubiquinone) activity
Source: RefSeq, a predicted model, not a curated record